Paramecium octaurelia is the source of this 846-nucleotide messenger RNA. Lineage: Eukaryota; Ciliophora; Oligohymenophorea; Peniculida; Parameciidae. The record is from the annotation of a GenBank genome assembly.
AUGGAUAUCAAAGUGAUAUCAAGAGAUAGUCCGUUAACUACUAUAUAUUGUGCUAGAAUAUCUUGAAUCAUAGAUUUAAACUCUGAGGUUGUGACCUUAGAUUAUAAUUUAUCAAAAAGGCUGUCAUUAUUAAGUUUUUAGAAGUUUAAAAUUUUUUUAAGAUUUAUCUUUAUUGUUAUAGCUGAAUUUUAAACGGUUUACGUUGGAUUCAUCUCUAAUAUUCCCUUGUUGAUUUUCCUUUGCAUUUCCUCCCCUUCCACUGAAUUAGCAGAAUUUCUACCUUUAGAUGAUCAAUUCUCCUAUUAAAAUCAAAUUCAAAUCUAUACAAACAUUUUCUUUGCAGUUUUAGGGUAUCAUACUAAUUUAAACAAUAUAGCCUAUUAAUUAUGGCAUCCUCACUACAUCAGAUAGAUUUUUUGAAUAUCCUAAACCUAUUGAAAAGUUUUAAAGACAAGGGGACUUGAAUUCAAUCAUGUUUUUAAGGUUUAUGUAUUACUUCAUGUCUUUUUGAGUUCCUAUACGCAUCAAAACCUUUUAAAGUCAAAUACUCUACAAUUAUCUUACUAACAUUACGAACCACUCUUGGGUUUGUUGUUGCUAUUGUACCUUUUAUAUUGCCUCAAAGCGCUACUUGGUGUGAUUUAAUCAAUAUAAAGAGGAUAUGUAAAAUUUAUAAUAAUUAUUAAUUUAGUUUCUAAGGGUUCAAUCGGGUUGUUUUAACUGUUGUCAUUGUAACAUCUUAUUUUGGAUUCUUUUUCUAAACUCUUCUUUAAAGAUGUAUACCAUCAAUGUAUAAAAUAACACAGAAUCAAGAACAAUAUUUCACAACAAAUAUAACAACUUUGA